This is a messenger RNA of Salvelinus fontinalis (brook trout), 5389 nucleotides long. RefSeq names its product C3a anaphylatoxin chemotactic receptor-like. NCBI's taxonomy places the organism in Eukaryota, Metazoa, Chordata, Actinopteri, Salmoniformes, Salmonidae. Gene Ontology annotation, biological process: positive regulation of cytosolic calcium ion concentration; inflammatory response; phospholipase C-activating G protein-coupled receptor signaling pathway. The record is from RefSeq and is a predicted model, not a curated record. Gene Ontology annotation, cellular component: plasma membrane. The coding region runs from base 756 to 1799 and encodes 347 amino acids. The transcript has a single exon. Gene Ontology annotation, molecular function: G protein-coupled receptor activity; complement receptor activity.
AAGAUCUAGAUGCACUAUUGUAAAGUGGCUGUUCCACUGGAUGUCAUAAGGUGAAUGCACCAAUUUGUAAGUCGCUCUGGAUAAGAGCGUCUGCUAAAUGACUUAAAUGUAAAUGUAAAUGUAAAUGUAAAAGACAAUACAAAGAAAAAAAACGAACAUUCUUUUGUAUUUUUUUGUACCAUCAUCUUUGAAAUGCAAGAGAAAGGAAAUAAUGUAUUAUUACAGCCUAGGUGCCAUUUAGAAUUUGGCAACUAUAUGGCAGCAGUGUAUGUGCAAAGUUUUAGACUGAUCCAAGGAACCAUUGCAUUUCUGUUCAAAAUGUUGUCUCAAGACUGCCCAAAUGUACCUAAUUUGUUUAUUAAUAACUUUUCAUGUUCAAAAUUGUGCACUCUCCUCAAACAAUAGCAUGGUAUUCUUUCACUGUAAUAGCUACUGUAAAUUGGACAGUGCAGUUAGAUUAACAAGAAUUUAAGCUUUCUGCCAAUAUCAGAAAUGUCUAUGUCCUGGGAAAGUUUCUUGUUACUUACAAUCUCGUGCUAAUCACAUUAGCCUACGUUAGCUCAACCGUCUCGUGGACAGGACACCUAUCCCGAAGAAGUUUUUAACUGACUGGCUGCUGGCUGUGACAAAGUGUUCUACCAUUAGAGGAAACAGUGUUACACUAUAUGACUCAUCUAGAGGAAAUCCAUUAAGUAUACUGUAGACUAGAAGGAAGCCCGCUGUAUAUUCACACCCUUGUUGCCUUUUUUUACAGAAUGACACCAAACGCCACCAUUCCGUUUGCCCUCGUCACCUCAGCCGCCCGAGAUGACGAAGCCAAGGUGGUGGACAUCGAUGCCAUCAUGAACAAAUUAAACAUUGUCAUUCUCACGCUGACCAUUGUCCUGGGCACCACGGGCAACUCUGUAGUCAUCUGGGUGGCAGGCUUCAAGCUCAAGCCCACCGUCACCAAUGUGUGGCUGGUCAACCUGGCCGUGGCCGACCUCAUCUUCUGCUUGAGCCGUGUGCUCUCGCUGACCAAGAAGCUCUUCUUCGACUACUGGCCGUUCGGCAUCUUCUUAUGCAAGUUCAACGGCUUCUUCAGGUAUACCAACAUGUUCUGCAGUGUGUUCCUGCUCGCUGUCAUCAGCAUGGACCGGACGCUCUGCAUCUGGCACCCUGUCUUUACCAAACGGCGUAGGACGAUCUGCCCCGCCCGCCUGGUGAGCGCCUGCGUGUGGGCUGUGGCGGCCAUUUUGAGCGCCCCCCACUUCGCCUACCGCCAGGUUUACCUCGGCAAGAACAACCUGAGCAAGUGCUCUCUGGAGGACAAUGAGCCAAAAGGCGAUAACAGUGCUAAGCUAGCGCUCUACCUAAUGCGCUUCCUAUGCGGUUUCCUGCUUCCUUUCCUCAUCAUCCUCUGCUGCUACAUCCUAGCAGGGCUAGGCAUCCGACGCACCCGCCUGUUGGGCAAGUCACGCCCACUCCGUAUCCUGGUAUCGCUGGUCUGUGCUUUUGUCCUGUGCUGGGCGCCCUACCACUGCCUCCUACUGGCAAAGAUGGUGAACAGCAACAGUACGUUGGUGACGGGGGGGCUGACAGUGGCCACAGCGUUUACCUACUUCAACAGUUGCGUGAACCCGCUGCUGUACUUCUGUAUGGGGUUGGACAUGAGAGGGUCGAGGUUCAGGCAGACAUUAGAGGGGGUGUACCGGAGAGCACUAGCCAAUGACAGAGAUGGUCGAAACACGCAGCCCAACGAGCGAACAGUGGAUAAUAGAUCUGGCUCUGCGUCACAACCUGCACUCAGUCUCAAUUGAAUGUGGCCCACGUCUGAGGGAAGUCACAUUUGGUAUGAGGAGUGGUUUCAGUCCUUAUUAGCACUAAAUAGGUUUUCCCUAAAUAGGUUUUCCCAACUUGUGUAGACAAACAUUUUUCAUAAUUUGGGAUACAUAUAGACAUAGGGUAACUGUGAAUUUACAUACAUUCUCAAUAAAUCAGUUUCACAUUUUCUAAGUGUUAUGUGACGAAAAUCCCAGAAAGAAAGUGGAACUGUGCCAAGGAAAUAUAAAAUAACAUAUCAGGGGAAGUGGUACAACUUUUGGGGAAAGUCAUAGAUGACUUCAGUCAUGCUAUGUUUUAAUAAGUGUCAUGUUUCAACAGUGGAAAAACAAGGAUAUUUAUUCCCAUUUUCCAUUUCAGCUUUUCCAUUUGGAAUCAACGUCUACUACAGGGCAGCAUCCAGUGGUGGGCCGUCAGGGCCUGCAAGGCCUUCUCUGCUGGCCUAAACAUCAUCAGAAUAUAAAUUUUUUUUAAAUAUAUUUUCCCACAAACAUGUAUUCAAUUAUUCCCCAGAGUAAGAGUUAUAAUCUUCAUUUCAUAGCUUUCCUCUUGGUUGCACUGCUUCCAGCCCCAGGUUGAGAUUUGGAGGGCUUGCCUUUAUGUUAGAUCUUUUAUCUAAUCAUAUUCAGCCAUCAUGUGUUGCCAGGGGUCUGAAAUCUGCCCUCAGGCCUUCAGAAUCAACAGUGCGGGUGCUUGUCGCUUAUAGUGAAUGGAAAUGAAAAUUUAGUGUCAACCAAUUAGCUGUAGAGUUGGCUAUUGUACGCCUGCUGGCUGGCUCCAGUGUUACACAGGAGCCAGCUAGCAGGCGUAGUGCGUGCACGUCUUUUGAUUGGAUUACCAAUAUUGAGAGGCAGGUCCUAUGGAGAUCUAGGAAACUGAAUUUGAUAAACGAAUUAAUUCGCGUACUACUAAGCUGUUUUUUCAACCCACAAUGGCGGAAGGAGGAGAAGAUAUCGAUUUGGUCGAGGAUAUAAUUAUAACGCCAUUCUCAAGACAAACUUUUCAAGAAAAGUUAGACAUUGUAAGGAGAGGUCGCCCGGCGCCACAAAGCCUGUCACAGGCGGGAAAGGGCUUCGUUCGCUCGCCACUUUCAAAGUUUAAACUACGAGCGCUGUCAAUGGGGUGAGCGCUGUCAAUGGCUCCUUGGCUCCGAGAAGCACUGCAAACUGUACUGCUGGGAAUGCCUAUUAUUUGCAAGUGAUCGAUUUGGUGUUUGGAGCCACACUGGCUUUGCAAACUUGAGUUGUCUAACCAUGGCAGCAACGAGACACUAAAGUACGGCUGGGCACUAACAAGCAAUGGUGCUUUUGAAAACUUUUGGGGACACCGGAGUGGAUCUACAGCUCAAAGAACACGUGCGCAGGUCAACGGAGCUGCACAAUGAAAAGGUGAAGGGAAAUAUUGAAAAGACUCAUUGAUUGUGUCAUGUUUUUGUCAAAUGUCAAUUUGUCAAUUUCAAGGUGACGCAACGCCUGGUUAUACUGCAUUUCUGUCUAAAUGUAUAGUGUCUAGAGCCAAGGCAUCAUAAUGAGGUGGAUUAAUUCGGGUGGGACUGUGUAAUACCUCACUGAAGGCCCAGGCCCCAGGCCCACGGCACGCCACUGGCAGCAUCCUUAUGUGCCACCGGUGAAUUUUCCAUAUUGCUGACACCUCAUUCACUCUCAUUGAUUUAAAGAGGGGAAAAUAAAAAGUUGAGAGAAAAUAGAAAGAGAGGUAGAGGGGAGUCAGAAGAAGAGGAUGUGAUCUGGACAACUUGACUUGAGGAAGUGUGGUGGUCGCUUGUUUCUCUUUUAGUCACCACAUUGCUCCUCCUAGUCAGACUGUCUCUAUCAUGUCUCAGUCAUAUGACUGGUCUCUCCUUCUAACUAACUGUAUCAGAGGUGAACACAGAGGCCUAGCUUAAUUAAGCUCUGUGGUUGCCAGAUCCGAUAAAACCGUGUAGUCAUGUUUCCACUUAAUAUGCAAUGUCAGACACCACACUCACAGCGUAAGAAAAAUGAAAACCACAAUUUAAUUCACUUUCUGACUCUCGCUCUCUCCCUCCUUCCCUCUCACUUACUCUCUCUCGCUCUCUCUCUCUCUUUCUCUCCUUCUCCUCUCUCUGAUUAUAUUUUUCAGGACUCUUGUACUAAAAUAUAAAGUAUGAAAGAGACAAUUCAGCUGACAUCUAUUUAUCUUUCGAUAAAACUUCUCAAUGAGAAUCAAAACUGUUUUCCUGUAUUGUCUGAAACUGUGUAGGAUGCAGAGAAACAGAAAUCCCCCUCAGGACAAUGGAGGAAAGGAACAUAAAUGGAUGGGAACAAACAGACAGACCAGCCAGUCUUCUUCUCAUCUUUUUGAUGCUCUGCCCUUUAUCAAUAUAAAAAAAAUUUUUUUUAUCAAUGUGUGUAAAACAAAUUGACCAAUUGCCAUUGUUGAGAAAGUACCAUGCCAAUGGAUAUCGCAUUCUUCAAACAACAUGUUGACCUAUAGGAAGAGGGAACUCCUACUGUAUGUCUGAUUCAUUUGAUUUGUCAGGAGUCAAAAGGUCUUGAAUUGAGCAACAUGUGAAAUAAUAAAAUGGGUUGAAGGCAGUGGGGUGAAUGGUGCUGCUGUGUAUGUAAGUACACAAAUUAGGUUUUCCUUUGCCUCUAUUCCAGCAACAGACAUCCUCUAUAGUUGCUUUUUCACUGGUCAACAUUCACAAGGGGGCGACAGAGGUUUUCUUGGUGUCUUCUGUCGUGGCAGAAUCAGAUUUAGCUAAGUAACAUAGAUAGAUAAGAUGUUAUUUUCAUCAUAUGCUUGUGAGAUACUUGUCAUUAUAAUGGGGCCCUUUGGACUAUAGGAUUGGCAGUGCAUUUUCCCCUUCUGUGAUAGGGCUUAGUAACUUGGGGCCAGAGAGGGGAGAGGUCAGGCUUGUCUUCAUAUGUGAAUGUAUCUGUUAAACCAUGUGGUGCUAUGCAGAAUAUCAGAAGGGGAGGAGGACAGAAUGGAACACUGUCUUCUUAUGGGAAUGUGUCUGUAACUAUUCCUAAACCAUGUGACGGGAUGGCGUUAUUAAUGGGGAACCAGUUAGUUAUCUCAUACAAUGUCUGUACGCCAGUCACUCCCUACUUUUCUCAUAGGGGGAAGGAGUUUGGCAGUGUUUGGAACCAUUGUAUUUCCCCUCUGAGGUUGCCCUUAUCUUGAUCUGGUAUAUGACCUAAGAGGCUCACUGUCUUUUCUGAGCUUAUCCAGGAGGGGGUGUAUUUGAGAUGGGAGUAUCUCAAAUGACAAUUGAUAUAUGCCAUUGGAUGAGGUAAGGUUUUGGUAGACAGUGAAGUACCAAGCAUGAGAUUGAAACCUUGUCUUGGGAGACCAAACUGAACGAUGAUUUAUAGCUGAUGCUGUCUAGCGAUAGGAUACUCCUCUUUCAGGUAAAGGAUUCUUUGUAAGUUGAGAGGGGUGUAUCUUGGCUAUAAAUGAAACUAAGAAUUGUUUUGUAAGCACUCUCAGAGAAUUCAUUUAUAGACACUGAAUUGAUCUGAGAGUCAAAGGGCUUUGGUGAAGCUUAUAUAUAUAUAUAUUAAAGAUGUACAUUAUAAUAUAA